AUGAAUAGUAAUAGUGAUAUUAAUAAUAGUGACUGUCUGUUUCCAAUAAGAGAUGAAAUCAUUGAGGAUAAAGAUGAUGACGAUGAUGAAAUACCACCAACACAAUUCACUGUAUCUUCAGAUGCAAUGACAAGUACAGAUAAUGAUAACCUACAACAUGAUCAAAUAAAUCAUACAGAGACAGGUAAAGAACAAGAUGAAGAAGAGGAUGAAAAAAUAAAGAUUUGGGGUGAAUUGCUUGCGGUUAGCGAUAAGCUGUCGUCCGUUACACUCUCUGAUGAUUCAUUUGUUUUGGGUAGAUUGAAAACAUGUAAUAUAACGAUUCCAGAGACAAUAAUAUCUGCAAAACACUGUAGACUUUUUAAAAGUAGUAAUGAUUGCAUUUUAAUUCAAGAUCUUUCAACAAAUGGCACUUUUAUAAAUGGAAAAAUGAUUGGUAGAGGUAAUUUGGAAGUGGUGAAGAAUGGUGAUAGAAUCAGUUUAGCUGGAGCAUCGGUCGAAAAUCAGUUGACAUAUAUUUUCAAGGACAACAAGUUGGAGCCAAAAUCACAUAUUUGGGAGACACUUUCAACCAAAAAGAUAUUGAAUGAUUAUGAUAUCAUUGGUGAACUUGGUGGUGGAUCAUUCAGUGUAGUUUAUUUGGCUGUAAACAAAUCGACAGCAACCAAAGUAGCAAUCAAAGACAUUGAUAUUUCAAAAUACAACCAGAAUCCACGAUAUCUUACACAACUCGACAGAGAGAUCGAAAUACUUAGAUCGAUCAAACAUCCAAAUAUAAUUAACAUUCAUGAAAUAUUUCAGUCUGACAAUCACAUUUAUAUUGUAAUGGAGUUGGCAACAGGUGGUGAACUAUAUGAAAAAUUGGAAAACGAGGUAUUUCUUGGUGAGGAGGUUGCAAGACUGAUAUUUUUACAACUAUUGAAUGCAGUUGACUAUUUACAUUCUCAAGGUAUUGCACAUAGAGACUUAAAACCAGAGAAUAUACUUUUUGAUGGGGAUGAUAAAAUAAAGAUAACAGAUUUCGGAUUUGCUAGGGUCAUUGGCGAUGGUGAACUUGCUAAAACACUCUGUGGUACACCAUUAUAUGUGGCACCAGAGGUAAUAGUUUCCCGAACUAAAUUAUCUACCAACACCAAUUUUAGCAAUGGUUAUGGAUUUACAUGUGAUGCAUGGUCAUUAGGUGCAAUAUUGUAUAUAUUAUUAAGUGGAGAUGCACCAUUUUGCGAUGAUACACAAGAGGAAUCUAUUUCUACACCAACUAUAUUUGAAUCCAUUGUAGCAGGUGAUAUAAGUUAUCCUGAGGUGUUGUGGGCUGAUAUUUCUGCAGAUGGAAUCGAUCUGGUAAAGAGAUUACUUACUGUGGAACCAACUGAAAGAAUAACAAUCAAAGAAGCACUCAAACAUCCUUGGUUGCUAAUUGAACCAUCGAAAGAAGAUGACAAUGAAUGUGUAUCAGAUCCGGAAAUUAGAGAAAAGAGACCGAUGAAUCAUCAAGAUCAAGAUGACUCUAUUGACAAUAGUCUAAAGAGAAGAAGAACAUUUAUUAGAUAUUUCCAAUAG
Molecule: messenger RNA, 1560 nt
Organism: Heterostelium album PN500
Lineage: Eukaryota; Evosea; Eumycetozoa; Acytosteliales; Acytosteliaceae
Gene: fhkA
Product: CAMK family serine/threonine-protein kinase
Exons: 7
Coding region: 1-1560 (519 amino acids)
Biological process (GO): mitotic DNA damage checkpoint signaling; protein phosphorylation
Cellular component (GO): cytoplasm; nucleus
Molecular function (GO): protein serine/threonine kinase activity; protein binding; ATP binding
Source: RefSeq, a predicted model, not a curated record